CCAUCUCCAGCACAAUAUCUAGUUCCGUUCAGCUAUCUACCCAAAACCAUCAACAUGAAGUGGCUCGCUGCUAUCCUCCCCAUCGUUGCGGCCUUGCCCGCUAACGUUGAUCUUGGUGGUGUUGAGGGUGAAGUUCCCCCUCCUGGAUCGGUCACUAUUCAAGGUGUCACUUAUGGCGGAACUGGCUGCCCUCAAGGCACCUUGAGUGCUCAGCUCUCCGAUGACCGCACCACCGUCACUCUUAUCUUCGACACCUACAUUGCCUCCAUCGGCCCUACUGUUGCUGUUACCGAGAACCGCAAGAACUGCCAGCUCAACGUCAACAUCAAGUACCCCGGUGGCUUCCAAUACUCGGUUCUCAGCGCCGACUACCGUGGCUAUGCUGCUAUUCAGAAGGGCGUUGAAGGCUUACUCAAGUCGACCUACUACUUCUCUGGCCAGACUCAACAGUCUAUCACCGAGUACAGCUUUGUCGGUCCCGUCACCGGCGACUACCUCAAGUCCGACAAGGCCGACAGCACGUCGACCGUCUGGUCCCCAUGCGGUGCCAACGGCCUUCUCAACAUCAACUCUCAGGUCCGCCUCACGGCCAGCAACGCCUCGGCCUCCGGUCUCCUCACUACCGACUCGACCGAUCUCAAGUUCAAACAGAUCGCGGAGCAUAACGGUCCAAAUUUCGAGCUCUUGAAGCGCAACGGAACUAGUGUGCUUGCUUUGAAGAGCUUCCUUCGCCGAAAUAAGUUGAAUGUUUUCAGAGACCUGAAGUGGAGACGGUGUGAGUGAGUGGAUCAGUAAGCCAGUUUCAAAUAAGGCUUUUUCGACAUGGAGGUGUCCAGUAGUACAUAGGUAGUUAGCGAAUGUUGAGUUUGUGCUGAAUUUCUUCUUUUCACAUGAUGUCCAUUGUUUGUGUCUCCUGAAAUGCAAAAGAGAAAAAAAAACUUGAAAAGAAAAACCCCCCUCAUGAUAUGCAAUCGAUACUGUUAACUUGCUGAUAUGAACUAACUAUUCAUAGAUAGCUAUGAAACUAUAGUAGAAGCAGCUGACCUUUAGACAUAACGAAAAGACGCCAACGUCAAAACAUUGGGUCGAAAAACAAUCUCUGAUAUUCAAGCAUCGUCUCAGCUGCACAAACAGCUUGAGUCAAAGCUACAACAAAGUCACAAUAUCUAGUUCCAGACUCAGAUAUGUUUGCCUUCAAUCAAAAUCAGAACCCAACCCAUCAUCAGCCCAUAACUGCAUGGUUCAUGCGAUGUCUGCAUCGAAUUGGGGCCGUAAACACCCCUGGCUCUACGCUCAAACAAACACACAUAGUCCACGGUUUCCGCACCAAUCGGUCCGAUCUCGAUACCUGAACAAACAUACUCAGGUGUCUUGUAAAACAUGGCGCGCAGCAGAUUGCCCUCCUUAUUGCU
Periconia digitata is the source of this 1412-nucleotide messenger RNA. The record is from the annotation of a GenBank genome assembly. NCBI's taxonomy places the organism in Eukaryota, Fungi, Ascomycota, Dothideomycetes, Pleosporales, Periconiaceae.